Molecule: messenger RNA, 1023 nt
Organism: Penicillium griseofulvum
Lineage: Eukaryota; Fungi; Ascomycota; Eurotiomycetes; Eurotiales; Aspergillaceae
Product: Fructosamine/Ketosamine-3-kinase
Exons: 3
Coding region: 1-1023 (340 amino acids)
Source: RefSeq, a predicted model, not a curated record
AUGGCGACAAUAACUGAACCGGUUCUUGAAUGGACUCCCCCAACAGUUUCGCUGGGUAAAGUGCCUUUAGUCACCCCAGCUCGAAGCGGAGGACAAGAUAUCAAGGGUGACUUUCCGUUGGAUCAGAUUGUAGUUGACAAUUUCCCCCCAGGUACCCAAGUCCAUUCCUCUGACCGAUAUGGAGCUUCGGCCUGGACGGUUACUGCAAGAAUUGUAACUACCCUCCCAAACGGGGAUCCAAAGCUCUAUUUUCUGAAGUGUGCCGAAGAAGAUCAAGGGAAGGCCAUGUUAGAGGGAGAAUUCAACUCUAUGGUUGAAUUGUACAAAACAAGCCCCAACUUUGUCCCAGAGCCUUACGCAUGGGGUAAACUUAGUGUCUCUCAACCUGCGACGUAUUACUUCUUGUGCGACUUCAUCGAGAUGGGCAACAUGAAUCCAGAUCCCGUUCAGCUCGCCACCAAGCUCGUGAAGUUGCAUAAGGCAAGCAUAUCUCCCACUGGCAUGUUUGGCUUUCACAUCGAUACGUGCCAGGGCAGUCUCCCUCAGCGGACUGCGUGGAACCCAAGCUGGGUCGACUUCUAUAUCCAGCUAGUCCGGGGAGCGAUGGCACUCAACACAGAAAAGAAUGGCAACUGGAAGAAUCUGGAGCAGCUUGUUGAUCGACUCAUUACACAUGUAGUCCCUCAAGUGCUAGGACCUUUGGAAGCCGAUGGCCGGGUCGUAAAGCCAACUUUGAUCCACGGCGACCUGUGGGAUGGAAAUAUCGGAACCAGCCUUGAAAACGGGGAGCUUUACAUCUUUGAUGCGAGUGUUUACUAUGCGCAUAACGAGAUGGAAAUCGCUAUGUGGCGUGCAAGAUUCUGCAAAAUCCUGGGCGCGAAGGUUUACCUCAAUUCCUAUCUCAACCGAAUGGGCAUCAGUGAGCCCGUCGAGCAAUUUGAGGACCGCAACCGGAUCUAUAGUUUCUACAUGACACUGCACGAAUCAGCUUGCCAUAAUGGUUCUAGCUUCAGAGAAGAGUAA